Molecule: messenger RNA, 848 nt
Organism: Vigna unguiculata (cowpea)
Lineage: Eukaryota; Viridiplantae; Streptophyta; Magnoliopsida; Fabales; Fabaceae
Source: RefSeq, a predicted model, not a curated record
AAAGCUUUACGACACCAUGAUGACUACUUGAGUGAUAACAAAAAACAGAACUUAACUCAAUCCCUACACGCCAAAACCCAUGUCGUUGAACCCAACUUCCCCGAAGCCAAACGGCAAAGAUACCGAUACUACUUAGGCGUCAUCAUGAUACUACCCAACCAAUACACGUUACAUUACAUAACAACACUGUUAUGUACCUAUAUAUAGUCAAAGCUUCUUUAUUCCGAUUCAUAUUUCAUCUCUUUUCAUACACAACAUAGCAUAAGAUGGGUUCAUCUGCCGCCACAAAAAACAUUGCAGAUUCAGCGUCCUGGUACUGUGCCAUGAUGCUGUUGGGCAUGAUUCUGUUGGGGUCUGUAAGGGAAAGCGCAGUGGCAGGAGAAGGUGAGGCUGUAAAAGGGAACAACCUCCGUGAAGGACCGUGUGAUGAAAUCUACGUUGUGGGAGAAGGAGAGACCCUGCACACAAUCAGCGACAAGUGUAAUGACCCGUUUAUCGUGGAGCGGAACCCGCAUAUCCAUGACCCGGAUGAUGUUUACCCUGGCCUUGUCAUCCAAAUCAUCUCUACCCGUCAAUCCUGAGAAACUAACUAUUCAAGAGGUGGUGCCUCCUUAUUACAUUGCAACAAGGUAUUUUAGACACGGAUUAUUCUGCAAUUCAUUUCGAAAAGCCUUCUUUUUUUCUCAGAUCUUAGAUUUUUUCUUUUUUUUCAGUAUAAAAACCUGUCAAAACCUCUUUAUAUCUUCUGGUUCAAAGGCUCCGGGUCUUCUUCAUUGUAUAGAUAUUUACUCAAGAAAGAGGAAGGAGAAAAAAUAUAUAUUCAUAGUUAAUGGUAGCUUAGUUUCUUA